Cornus florida is the source of this 3172-nucleotide messenger RNA. Its product is annotated as protein TOC75-3, chloroplastic-like. Gene Ontology annotation, biological process: protein import into chloroplast stroma; chloroplast organization. The coding region runs from base 463 to 2970 and encodes 835 amino acids. Gene Ontology annotation, cellular component: chloroplast outer membrane. The record is from RefSeq and is a predicted model, not a curated record. The transcript is spliced from 8 exons. Lineage: Eukaryota; Viridiplantae; Streptophyta; Magnoliopsida; Cornales; Cornaceae.
AUAAAAAUAAAAAAAGAGGAUGAGGAGGAGGAGGACUCCUUCGGUUCCUUCUUCGAGGUAUUACUCAGUUAGAGUGUACCACCAAAGCUUGGCGUAGUCGAGGAGAUGCAUGUUACUAGUUUUUUCCCAAAAAAAAUAAAAAAAUGAGGGGCCUUGAAGUUCCGUUUCAUAUCCAAAUAAAGUUCUCUAACUCCUUGCACUCCGAGUCCCUCGGAAAAAAAAAAAAAAAAAACUUUAGCUCGAGAACUUUGAUACAACCACCGUCUGGUUGUGGAGUGCUCCCGUGCCACUGUAUCCACCUAGUCAUUAAAGUUGGCCUCGAAAACUUUUGGCUAAGGACAAAACAUCAUCCGUGAUGUGGAGAUGUUCAGUUGGUCCGCAACACCUGAAAAUUCGCCAGCAGCUGGUAGGACACAGUAAAAAACCCACUCUCUCUCUCCUUACCUUCCCUCCUUAUCUGCCAUGGCAACGGUCGCCGGCCCGGGGCAACUUCUCCUGAAUCUCAAUCCCUCAUUUCACUCCACCGCCACUCGCCUAUCCACCACCAUCCACCUACCCGCCACCUCUCGCUUCCCCACCACCAUCCGCCUACCCGCCACCUCUCGCCUACCCAACUCCACUCGCGUACCCAUCACCUCUUCCCAAAACCCUAAACCUGUAAAACGCACCUCCUCUUCCCAAAACCCUGAUCCUUUAAAACCCAACUCCUCUUCCCAACCCCCCCUCCUACUCCUCCAAAAAUCUCUAGCCCUGUCGGCCGCCACCGGCCUCCUCUUUCUCUUUGGCCCCCCUCUCACCAACCUGUACGGUCGCAUUACAGGUGGUUGGGGCAACGGCGGAGGCGGAGGCGGAGGCAGCGGCGGCAGUGGUGGAGGUGGCGGAGACGGCGGUUUUUGGUCAAAAGUAUUCUCUCCUGCCGCGAUCGCUAAAGAUGACGAAUCACAAUCUCAAGAAUGGAACUCACACGGGUUACCUGUCAACAUUGUGGUACAGCUCAACAAGCUUAAUGGGUUCAAGAAAUACAAAGUCUCUGAAAUUUUGUUCUUCGAUCGACUUAGUCGGAUCACCACCGCCGGCACCGGAGAUUCCUUCUUUUAUAUGGUUUCAAUCCGGCCCAGCUGUAUAUACACCAAAGCCCAAUUCCAGAAGGAGCUCGAAACACUCGCGACUUGUGGAUAUUUUAAGAAGGUGGAUCUUGAAGGGAAGACCAACCCGGAUGGCACUAUUGCAAUAACCAUAUCAUUUACGGAGAGUACAUGGCAAUCGGCGGACAAGUUUAGGUGCAUAAAUGUCGGUUUAAUGCCCCAGUCCAAGCCGAUUGAAAUGGACCCUGACAUGACGGGGAAGGAGAAAUUGGAGUACUAUUGGAGUGAAAAGAAUAAUUAUAGGAGGAGAGUCAGGACGGCGAGGCCAUGUUUGUUGCCAAUGCCGGUGCACGGAGAGGUGUUAGAGAUGAUGAGAGGGCAAGGCAAUUUGAGCGCCAGGUUGUUGCAGAAGAUUAAGGACCGGGUUCAAAAGUGGUACGACAACGAGGGGUAUGUAUACGCUCAAGUUGUGAAAUUUAGAAUUUCAAAUCCCAGGGAGCUGGUUUGCGAGGUUGUGGAAGGGGAUAUUACGCAGUUGGUGAUUCAGUUUCAGGAUAAGCUUGGGAAUGUAUGCGAGGGGAACACCCAAUUCGCAGUUUUGAGUCGAGAAAUACCCAAACAGCUCACACAAGGGCAUGCUUUUAAUAUAGAAGCUGCAAAACAAGCUCUAAGGAACACACGUGUGUUAUCCUUGUUUUCUAGUUGUGAAGUUAAUCCAAUACCUGAUGAGAAGAAUGGGGGAGGGGUCAUUGUUGAGUUUAAUCUUAAAGAAUUAGAACAAAAGUCUGCUGAAGUCAGUACAGAGUGGAGUAUUGUUACUGAACGCGGAGGUCGUCCUGCACUGGCUUCAUUCCAUCCUGGUGGAACUGUUUCCUUUGAGCACCGAAAUAUGAAAGGGUUAAAUAGGUCUCUUCUUGGUUCAGUGACGGCUAGAAACUUCCUCAACCCUCAGCGUGAUCUUGCUUUUAAGCUUGAGUAUGUGCAUCCAUAUUUAGAUGGUGUGUAUAAGCCUCGCAACCGUACAUUCCGAGCAAGCUGCUUUAACAGCAGCAGACUUAGCCCAGUUUUCACCGGUGGGCCAGAAGUGGACAAAGUCCCCCCUAUUUGGGUUGAUCGAGCUGGUGUCAAAGCUAAUAUCACAGAGAAUUUCACUCGUCAGAGCAAAUUCACUUACGGACUUGUGAUGGAAGAGAUAACAACUCGUGAUGAAAGCAAAUGUAUUUCUCGACUUGGUCAAAGGGUGUUGCCAAGUGGAGAAAUUAGUUCAGACGGACCUCCAACAACACUUAGUGGCACUGGCAUUGACCGAAUGGCAUUUCUCCAGGCAAAUAUUACCCGUGAUAACACUAAGUUUGUAAAUGGAGCAAUAGUUGGUGAGAGGAAUGUGUUCCAGCUGAACCAAGGUCUUGGCAUCGGCAGUAAGUUUCCUUUCUUUAAUCGUCACCAGCUAACAGUGACAAGAUUUAUCCAGCUAAAAGAAGUGGAGGAAGGUGCUGGGAAACCACCACCACCUGUGCUAGUCCUACAUGGCCAUUAUGGUGGUUGUGUGGGAGACCUUCCAAGUUAUGAUGCUUUUACACUUGGGGGGCCUUAUUCAGUGAGGGGUUACGCUAUGGGCGAGAUAGGUGCAGCCAGAAAUAUCCUGGAGCUUGCUGCUGAGCUGCGGAUGCCUGUGAAGAACACGCAUGUCUAUGCAUUUGCAGAGCAUGGUAAUGAUCUUGGAAGUUCAAAGGAUGUCAAGGGAAACCCAACGGAGGUUUACAGGCGAAUAGGUCACGGUUCCUCGUAUGGUGGGGUCAAGUUAGGCCAAGGACGGGCUGAGUAUGCCGUUGAUCACAACUCUGGCACUGGUGCUGUGUUCUUCAGAUAUGGAGAGCGAUUUUGAAUUGAAGUGUUUCAUGGUUUUACUGGUACGUUAAUCUUGUUUUGUCUGACAAAGGAUUCUUGGAGCUAUAUCUGGAUGUUGCAAGUUUUUGAGUUAUCUAUAACGAUGAAGGCUUUUUAUAAGUAGGCUUCAUACUUUCUGCGGCUUAUCUUCAUUCUCAUGUAGCCUUUCCUGAAGCAAGGAAAUGCCUGGAAAUAUUUUA